Molecule: messenger RNA, 666 nt
Organism: Linum tenue
Lineage: Eukaryota; Viridiplantae; Streptophyta; Magnoliopsida; Malpighiales; Linaceae
Source: the annotation of a GenBank genome assembly
AUGACAGCUACAAGGCCUGACAUAAUGUUUAGUGUGUGUCUCUUGAGCAGGUAUAUGGAGUCUCCAACAAGACAGCAUAUGCUUGCAGCUAAGAGGAUCCUAAGAUAUCUUAAAGGAACUCUAAGCUAUGGAAUCUGGUACGAGAAAGGAGGUGAAGGAAGCUGUCUAGUAGGAUACACUGACAGUGAUUAUGCAGGUGAUUUAAAUGACAGGAAAAGCACAAGUGGAUAUGUUUUCUUCCUAGCAGGAGGAGCAGUGUCUUGGGCUUCAAAGAAACAGCCUGUGGUCACUCUGUCUACAACAGAGGCUGAGUUUGUGGCUGCUGCUGGAUGUGCUGCGCAAUGUGUUUGGUCAAGAAGAAUUUUGGAUCAAAUGGGCUGGAAAAAGAGUGUCAACCAACCAACCAGGAUUUUCUGUGACAACAAUUCUGCAAUCAAACUCUCAAAGAAUCCAGUGUUACAUGGCAGGAGCAAACACAUUGAUGUUAGAUUCCAUUUUCUGAGGGAUCUAGUGAAGGAUGAAGCUGUGGAAUUGGUGUACUGUGGGACUGGUGAACAGGUGGCCGAUAUUAUGACCAAGGUUGUGAAGGGAGAAACCUUUGAAUAUCUUCGUGAUCAGCUAGGAGUGAAGAAGCUAUCUGACAUUGAGGAUCUGAAAGUGAACUGA